Penicillium cinerascens is the source of this 414-nucleotide messenger RNA. Its product is annotated as mitochondrial 54S ribosomal protein mL43. Gene Ontology annotation, cellular component: mitochondrial large ribosomal subunit. Gene Ontology annotation, molecular function: structural constituent of ribosome. Bases 1 to 414 code for a protein of 137 amino acids. NCBI's taxonomy places the organism in Eukaryota, Fungi, Ascomycota, Eurotiomycetes, Eurotiales, Aspergillaceae. The record is from RefSeq and is a predicted model, not a curated record. The transcript has 3 exons. Gene Ontology annotation, biological process: mitochondrial translation.
AUGCCUGUGAAAGGAAUCAGGACUGUCACCGCCGCCAGGAAUGGCGUCGGUGCCUUCAUCCUCCAAUGCAAACGUCUUGAUUUCCACUACUGCAAUUUCGGUGGUAGCUCGCGCGGCAUGCUCGCCUUCCUAACCCAGACCCUUCCCGCAUUCGCCCGCGAAAACCCGCAGAUCGAGAUCCGCGUUUCCCCCCGACACCAGAAGCACCCCGUCAUCAAGGGCCAAUACAUCAACGGUCGUGAGAAGUCCAUCUGCGUGCGCAACCUUGAGCCGGAAGAUAUCUUGAAGAAGGCUAUGAUUCUCAAGGAUGCCAGCGGUGACAAGUUGAAGCGGACCAAGAAGCCUAUUACCAGUUUGAACGAGAGUGUUCGCGGUAUCUGGUCUCCAUACCACGGAGAUCUACGCGGUGUUUAA